CACUGGUGAGGCUAAUCAAUAUCAUGGAUUACGAGGAGCUGGCAACGAUGGUGGAGGAGGCAAAUCAGUCGGAGCGUAAGGAAAGUGGAAAGCGAGGACGCAAACCGGGUCGCAAGGGGUCCACAGAGAAGAUCGACAUGAAAGCUAAACUCGCAGAACGCAGCCGGCAAAGUGCUCGUGAGUGUCGUGCCCGUAAGAAGCUUCGCUACCAAUACUUGGAGGAGCUGGUAACCGAUCGCGAGAAGGCCGUUGUUGAGUUGCGCCGGGAGCUGGAAAAGCUUUACAACUGGGCAUUGGAGGUUGAAGCUGGCCGCUGUCCGGAUGGCCUGCAGGAACUGCUCGAAGAGCUGGGUGCCAUGAAGCAGGAGUAA
Molecule: messenger RNA, 371 nt
Organism: Anopheles maculipalpis
Lineage: Eukaryota; Metazoa; Arthropoda; Insecta; Diptera; Culicidae
Gene: REPTOR-BP
Product: REPTOR-binding partner
Exons: 3
Coding region: 24-371 (115 amino acids)
Biological process (GO): regulation of DNA-templated transcription
Cellular component (GO): nucleus
Molecular function (GO): DNA-binding transcription factor activity
Source: RefSeq, a predicted model, not a curated record